UGCAACAUAGCUUAGCUUAGCUUUGCACCAUAGCAUAGCGUAGUUUAGCAUAGUGUAGCUUAGCAUAGCUUAAGCUAGCUAGCUAACGCUAGCAUAUCCUGCCAGGACCUUAAGCUACAACAGUCACAGAUUUGCUGGUGUGGCUGCGGCCACUCGGUUCUCGGAUUUUUAGCCGUUUUAAGCCGAAUAUGUUCACCGCGGCGCCGUGAUGCGGCUGUAACCGGCUCCUAAAGGCCCGAGGCCGGUUCAUGCGUGUGCUUUGACCGCGUUACCCAGUCCCCCAGCCUCGCUGUCUGCCCGGAGACAUGUCCGGCGUGGCUGGCGCCGGCGCUGCUGCUGCCGCCGCCGCGGCCGCCCCCGGCUGCGGUCCGGGCGGGUUCGCUGCAGGCGGCUCGGGCUCCGCGGCCAAGCUUCCCGGCCGCGUCCUGGAGCACAUCUUCUCCUACCUGGACCUGCUGGAUCUCACGCGGUGCUCGCUGGUCUGCCGCUCCUGGAACAAAUGCCUCGCCGACGAGAACAGCGAGGUGUGGCGGAGCCUGUGCUCCCGGGUGCUGAGCGACGAGGCUAUGCGGUCAGACAUCCUCUGCAACCUGGGGACUUAUAAAGGAAAGCUCAAGUCGUUCCAGCACGCUCUGAGCUCCCACGACUGCUCGAGGAACGUCUACGUGAAGAAGAACGGUUUCACCCUCCACCGAAACCCUAUAGCUCAGAGCACCGACGGCGCUCGCGGUAAAAUCGGCUUCACGGAGGGCCGGCACGCCUGGGAGAUCUGGUGGGAGGGGCCGCUUGGCACUGUGGCAGUCAUUGGCAUUGCCACAAAGAGGGCGCCCAUGCAGUGCCAGGGCUACGUAGCGCUGCUGGGGAGUGAUGACCAGAGCUGGGGGUGGAAUCUGGUGGAUAAUAACUUGCUUCACAACGGUGAGGUCAACGGCAACUUCCCUCAGUGCAACAACGCGCCCAAAUACCAGAUCGGGGAGAGAAUACGCGUGAUCCUGGACAUGGACGACAAGACGCUGGCCUUCGAGCGAGGUUUUGAAUUUCUGGGCGUGGCCUUCAGAGGGCUGCCCAAGACCUGCCUCUUCCCUGCGGUUUCGGCUGUGUACGGCAACACGGAGGUCACCAUGGUCUACCUGGGGAAGCCUCUGGAUGGCUGAGGACCGUCUCUGUGCCACAUAGACGUCAUAGACAUCACGAGUGCCAAGGAAAGAGACGUCCACAAGUCAGAGCACCGAGAGUCGUACGGGGGGAACUCUAAAGGUUUACAGGGGGGGGGGAACGGCGAGGCUCUCCACUGCACGCUUCUUCCGUGGAUCCGGCACGUCUCUGGAUGCUCCCCCUGAUGGCUGUUGAGGACUAUUGUUUUGUUUUUGAAACUGAUUUAUAUCACAUAAUUUAUCAAAAAAUAAAGACACUGGGCUAGCUCAUAAUCCUAGAUUAAUCAAAGCCAAACCACUUUAGAUGGCACGUGGCAAGUUUUAACCCUAACACCCCCCUCCGAUCCUGAUCGUCUAACCGUAUAAUCCACAGUAACAAAACAAAAAGCGUCUUUAACACAAAUUACUGUCUGUACCUGAUCCACUGACGCACCGGAGGGAUGGCUUUAGGACUUCCAACAGAUCCAGCAGUGCAGCGAACGACCAAUGCCAAAACCACCUUCUUCUUAUUACCUCCACACAGCUUGACCAUUUGGAACCGGGCGAGGAUUCGGGCGAGGCUGCUUCACUAGAGGAGUUCACUAGAGUACUUUGCAUGCAGUAAAGUCGAUGCCGUCUUUGGACGUCGGUGUUUUGUGCAGGAAAUCCAAAAGAAAACCUAUUGUAACAAUGUUACUGUACUGCUCAAUUGUGAUGUACUAGUGUAUGAUAUUUAUUUAUUAGGUUUUAUCCUUGAUAUCGAUGAGGUCGUGGGACCUGUAAAUAAACUAUAUGGUGCCAGUC
Astyanax mexicanus (Mexican tetra) is the source of this 1937-nucleotide messenger RNA. RefSeq names its product F-box protein 45 (gene fbxo45). Gene Ontology annotation, cellular component: SCF ubiquitin ligase complex; synapse. The transcript is spliced from 3 exons. The record is from RefSeq and is a predicted model, not a curated record. Gene Ontology annotation, molecular function: protein binding. Gene Ontology annotation, biological process: proteasome-mediated ubiquitin-dependent protein catabolic process; synapse assembly involved in innervation. NCBI's taxonomy places the organism in Eukaryota, Metazoa, Chordata, Actinopteri, Characiformes, Acestrorhamphidae. The coding region runs from base 306 to 1154 and encodes 282 amino acids.